AUGCACGGCUCUCCCUCCCCUCGCGGCGCCAGCGCUCGCAGGGGCCGCUCCCCGCGCACUCAUCCCACCAGCCCCGCCCCCUCCUCCCUUCCCCCCGAUUUUUCCGCGAAGGCUCCUGCCACCUUCACCUCGUGCCUGAGUAUCGCUGUCGAGGGCGCUAUUCCGAUCGAACGCCCGGACCCGACGGCACCACCCCAGGACAUCCCUGCCCCCGCCGCCUCUGCCGACUCCAAGCGCGCCCCGCGCAAAUCCAAGACCGACGCCCUUGCUGCGCUGCACACGCAUGCGCAGACGACCCUCGGUGAGGAGUCUCUCAACGACACUAUCAACGACGAGGCCGGCAUCCGCAUACAGCUGCGCGACGGCCCUCCCCUCUCCGUGCCCCAAAUGCUCGACCUCUCGUCUGUCAAGACUGCAGAUGCACGGCCAACAACUCCCAAGACCGGCCCGAGGCCGUUCGGGCUCACCGAUUGUCCCACUUUCCACCCGACACCCGAGCAGUGGAAGGACCCCAUGGCGUAUAUUGCCUCCAUUGCGGACGCAGGAAAGCGCUACGGCAUGUGCAAGAUUGUGCCGCCGGCGGGCUGGAACAUGCCCUUCGUGACGGACACCGAGCGGUUCCGGUUCAAGACCCGGUUGCAGCGUCUUAACUCGAUCGAGGCCUCGUCGCGUGCAAAGGUGAAUUUUCUGGAGCAGCUGUAUCGGUUCCACAAGCAGCAGGGCAAUCCCCGCGUCUCCGUUCCCACCAUCAACCACAAGCCGCUCGAUCUCUGGCUGUUGCGGAAGGAAGUGCACAAGCUCGGUGGCUAUGAUGCGGUCACGAAAGACAAGAAGUGGGCGGACCUGGGGCGGCUCUUGGGCUACACGGGCAUCCCGGGCCUCGCGACACAGCUCCGCAACUCUUUCAGCCGUGUCAUCCUUCCCUACGAGCAGUUCUGCGACCGCGUCCGCAGCUCGCCGGCGUUGUCCCCGAACAAGGCGCGCGAUCCUCAGUUGAAGACCCACGUCAACAUCCAGGGCGCCGCAAGCAUCCCCCGCCCAAGCACGCCUGAUUCUGCCGCUGGCGACGAGAGUCCACCGUCAAGUCCUCUCACCGCUACUUCUAGCCCCCUAUCUGAACCGCCCGACGAGGGAGAUCACAAGGAUGCCAACGGUGUGAAGUCGGAAUCUUCGAGGCCACGGAGGAGUGCAAGACAUGUUUCGCAAGAGCAUGGCGCUCGACGAGCGUCUACUGCAAAUGACACAGGUCAGCUAGCAUUUGCCAAGACAGCGUCGCAAGACAACAAGUCGCCUCAGGAGCUUCAUUGCGAGAUUUGCCUCAAGAAGGACCAGGGCGAGAAGAUGUUGAUAUGUGACGGUUGCGAUUGCGGCUUCCACAUGUUCUGCCUCGACCCCCCUCUCGUCAACAUCCCCCGAGGCCAGUGGUUUUGCCACACAUGUCUUUUCGGCACCGGUGGAGACUUCGGCUUCGACGAAGGUGAAGAGCACAGCUUAUCCAGCUUCCAAGCGAGGGACCUCGAGUUUCGGCGCCUAUGGUUCCUCAGCCACCCACCGCAAUCCGUCACGGCGAACGGCGGCCAAUCUUCGUCCAGUGCUCAUGCAAACGAUCCUUAUGCUAACCGCUUCGGAAACAUGGUGGUCACGGAAGAUGAUGUGGAGAAGGAAUUUUGGCGGUUGGUGCAGUCGCAGAACGAGACGGUGGAGGUUGAGUAUGGUGCCGACGUGCACUCCACGACACACGGAAGUGGGAUGCCCACGUUGGAGACUCACCCGCUAGACCCCUACUCGAAAGACCCCUGGAAUUUGAACAACAUCCCCAUUCUCCCUCAGUCUCUCCUUCGCUAUAUCAAGUCUGACAUCUCUGGCAUGACCGUACCUUGGACUUACGUCGGAAUGAUCUUUUCAACGUUUUGCUGGCACAACGAGGAUCACUAUACCUACAGUAUCAACUACAUGCACUGGGGCGAGACCAAGACAUGGUACAGCAUUCCUGGCUGUGACGCCGGGAAGUUUGAGGCAGCUAUUAGAAAGGAGGCGCCUGACCUCUUCGAGGCGCAGCCCGACCUGCUUUUCCAGCUCGUUACGCUCAUGAACCCGCAGCGUCUCAAGGAGGCCGGUGUAGACGUCUAUGCGUGCAACCAGCGCGCCGGAGAGUUCACCGUCACGUUCCCGAAGGCUUACCACGCCGGCUUUAAUCACGGACUCAACUUCAACGAGGCGGUCAACUUUGCAUUGCCGGACUGGCUGCCGCUCGGACUAGACUGUGUCAAGCGGUACCAGGAGCACAGGAAGAUGCCGGUGUUCUCGCAUGACGAACUCCUUAUCACCGUCACACAGCAGUCCCAGUCGAUACAGACAGCGCUAUGGCUAAAUGAUCCCCUCCAGGAGAUGACGGAUCGCGAAAUGGAUGCACGAACCCGCGCUCGCGCUCGGCAGAUGAACGAGGUCCUCGAGGAGACCGACCGAGGAGACGACCAGUACCAGUGCAGCGUCUGCAAGGUUUUCUGCUACCUCUCCCAGAUCACAUGCACCUGCACGAACAAGAUUGCAUGCAUCGAUCACGUCGACCAGCUGUGCAAGUGUCCGCCGGUUAACCACGUCUUGCGGAAGCGCUUUAGCGACACGGAGCUCCAGGACAUCCAGGCGCGGGUAUCGGAGCGCGCAGCCGUACCGACGGUCUGGCGCGGGAAGCUGAAGCGGCUCCUUGACGACAGCCCGCGGCCGCCGCUCAAGGGCCUCAGGAACCUGUUCACCGAGGGCGAGCGCAUCCAGUUUCCGCUCGCGGAACUCAACUCCUUGCGCAAGUGCGUCAACAAGGCGAACGAGUGGCUCGAGGCCGCGAACGGCAUACUCAUCCGGAAACCGACCCGGAAGCGCACGCGCAAGUCGCGCGGGCGUUCGUCCACGGCAGACACCGGCCUGAGCACCGGCAUCGGAGACGAGAUCAUCGACAAGCCGGACCGUACUCUCGAGGACCUGUAUGCGCUCCUGUCCGAGGUCGAGAACCUGGGCUUCGACGCGCCGGAGAUCGCGCAACUGCGCACGAUCGCGGCCGAGGCGGAGGACACGCGCAGGAAGGCGCGGGCGCUCCUCGAAGCGAAGACACUGCCGCGGGAGCGCGAGAUGUACGUGCGCGAGUGCGAGCAUCUUAUCCUACACGCGCAGACGUUGAACGUGCUCGUGGACGAGAUCGUGGAGGUGGAGAAGAUUGUGCUCCGCGAGCAGCUGGUCAAGGAGCUCGAGGAGGCCCUCGAUGACGACAACCUCACGCUCGAGGACGUGCGGCAGCUCAUGGCGCGUGCGCAUGCGUGCAAUCUGCCCGCUGAGAACAUGUACAUGCAGCGGCUGGAGACGCUUUUGCGGGCUGGCUCAAACUGGGAGGAAAAGGCGAAGGCGUUGCUCGACAAGCAGCAGCGUACACUCGAAGACCUGGAGGAGUUCGUCAAGCCGAGGCGCAGUGGUAUGCCCGUCGACCCAGACUUGCUCGAGCGUAUUCUGGACCUGCGGAAGAAGGGCAAGGAUUUCGAGAAGCAGGCGAAGAUCUGGCUGCUCUCCGAGCCCGGCGCCCCGAAACCCAAGGUGCAGGAAGUCGUACGCCUCGUCACCGAGCACGACAAGGACUUUGAAAUCCCCGCGGUGGAAGAUCUCAAGCGCACCGUCGACUUCGCGCAGGACCUCGAAGCGCGCUGUGAAGCGGUGAUGCGGGGGAUCUACAACCCGCAGGACGAGCCGGACGUGUUCCAUACGAUGCUGCAGUGGCGCAAGUACGCGAAGGAGCACCUGACGAUGUUCUCGCUUCCGAACUUCGAGACGCUCGACAAGCAGCUGACGACGCACUUCCGCUGGCUCGAGGGCCUGCCGUGGUGGUGCCGGCAGCACCAGGAGUCGCAUGGGCAGCCGAUCCUCGAUGAUGUUGUGGAGUCGACGCGGCCCGAGGACGACCUGCCCCCGAACGACGAGUACUUCACCUGCAUCUGCACAACUCCUGUUCGGCCUCCAGCCCACGGCACGGUGUCGGACGCCGUGCAGUGCGACCACUGCUUCGCACGCUUCCAUGGGAUCUGCGCGGCCAACGGCGGCUCGUGUCCGUUCUGCGACCACCACCACUGGAAUGGCACUAUCCACAAGGAGCGCAACUGGCACUUUUUCUUCCUCCCGCAGUUGCUCUUGCAGGCCCCUGAUGUUACGAAGAACUACUCGGAGGAGUGGAAGCAGCUCGAGAUCAUCGUGCAUCGAGUCGACCGCCUGUGCGCCGUCAUCGGUCAAUUCCUAUCGUUCGCUGCGCAGCCGACCAACCAUCGCGUGGACUACAUCCCGCAGGUCCGCCACUACAUGCGCAAGCUGUACAAGAUCCAAUUCAACGUCGCCUCGAACCCCGACGCGAACUUCGGCCUCGAUUUGGCGGGUCUGCACCGUAUCCUGGCUGGGCAGCCGAUCCCUGUGCGGAUGAAGAAGCGCCGCCGGCCGAAGUUCGUGUUCGGGCAGGACGUGGACAAGGACUGGAACGACGGGACGCGGUGCAUCUGCCGUGGGCGCACGAACUAUCUUCUGAACUUCGCGAAGGUCGAGUGCGAGGUCUGCAACAAGUUCUAUCACGGUGGAUGCGUCUUCUACCCGGCGGACGGGGCCAACAACCGUUUCAUGUGUCCGCUCUGUUGUGUGCGGAAGAACAGGGUGUACCCAUACUCUGAAGUGCGCGUGAAGCAUGUCGAUACCAAGGAGGGGGAUGUGUUUGUGGACACGAAGGAAAUGCUCGACACUUUCAGCAAAGACAUCGUGUAUAUGCGCCUGCCCCCGCCGUACACGCAGACACUUUUCGUGGAGCUCAUUCGGUUUACGCCCGGCCAGCCGGACAACGUAGCUGCCAACGGUUCUACUCCCUCCGCACCUCCUAGGAAUGGCGCGGGCCCUGCCAACCACCAGGCACCAAUGACCCUCGCCAAUGGCAGCUCUGCGAACCCCCGCGCGAUGCAUCCCCACCCUCACUCUCAUCCCCAUCCCCAUUCCCACCCGCACCCUCAUGGUCAUCCUGCACACCCUGCUCAUCCUCAUGCUCACCAUGGGCCCGUCUCCACGCCUCCCACCUCUGCAGGGCCUUAUGAAGCGCCCCCACACGGGCCUCACGGACCUGGCCAGCUCAUCCCCCCUCCGCCAUGGGCAGCUACCAGUCGGUGGAGUAGUGCCGCUGCCGCUGCCGCGCCGCCAAGCGCGAGGACAAUGCCGUCCAUGCCUCCCGGCAGCGAGCAGCUGCGGUCUCCUCUUUCUACUCCUCCACAAGGCUCCCGGAAACGCAAGUACCCAGACGACAUGCCUCCGGGUGCACCGGACGAACGACUCGCUCCCGCCCCAAUGAUCAGGUCCCCUAAGCGUCUCCACUCGAGUCAGACCACGCCACCUAUGCCCCGCGCCAACCCAGGCAUGUCGCCCUCGCUCGCGAUGAUGCUUGCACAGGCGCCGGGGGAUCCGCGCUCGCCGACGCGGCAGCCGUCCGGCUCGACUCCGUAUUCGCGGGGCCCGCCAGGUAUGGUGCCCCCAAGCCCCGUGGCCGUCGGGCGAGGUCCCGGACCCGAGGAUGGGAUGCCGUCGCCGUCGGGGUCGCAUCACAGCGUGCGAAAGGUCAAGGUUGGGUACCCUGGAGGUGGGCCUCCAAAUAGUAGGGGCGAGGAGGACCGUGGCUGGCGACCUCCGCCGCCGCAUGACAACCGCUCUCCCCCUGGUCCUCCUCGACACUGA
This is a messenger RNA of Trametes versicolor FP-101664 SS1, 5733 nucleotides long. RefSeq lists its product as uncharacterized. The transcript has 12 exons. Gene Ontology annotation, cellular component: nucleus. Gene Ontology annotation, molecular function: histone demethylase activity; DNA binding. Bases 1 to 5733 code for a protein of 1910 amino acids. The record is from RefSeq and is a predicted model, not a curated record. NCBI's taxonomy places the organism in Eukaryota, Fungi, Basidiomycota, Agaricomycetes, Polyporales, Polyporaceae. Gene Ontology annotation, biological process: chromatin remodeling.